Eurytemora carolleeae is the source of this 4101-nucleotide messenger RNA. RefSeq names its product low-density lipoprotein receptor. NCBI's taxonomy places the organism in Eukaryota, Metazoa, Arthropoda, Copepoda, Calanoida, Temoridae. Gene Ontology annotation, molecular function: protein binding; calcium ion binding. The record is from RefSeq and is a predicted model, not a curated record.
AAGGUAUUUUCCGAACGUGGGAGCUUUGGGUUAAGGUUUUGACUUCAGAAGUUCAGAUACCUUUUUUAGUGGAUUUGUAUCUAUAAUUUUCCUGCAUUUACAGUUACAAAAUCUGUACUUUUGGGAUCCUCGAGGGUAUAAAGACGUAGUUUCUCAAUUGCGCAUUCUUGCAUUUUUGAUCCGAAUUCAGAGAUAGGAUGAUUUUGUCAAGAUUGUAGAUGAGCAUGAAAUUAUCUGGAAUAGUUCCAUAUUUCCCUGCAUAUAUAAUAAUUGAGAGAGGGAUAAGACCUGAAUAAAAUGAAACCCUGCAUGCUACAGUGUCAGUAGAUUGAAACACGUUGGCGGCUAUACAGUAUACAAUACACCCUAUACAGUUACACUAUACACUUCAGUAGUAUCCGGUAUAAGAGAGAGAUAUAGGGGAGAAUAAACUCCUUGGUUUGGUUAAAUGAAGGCUCCAGCGUGGAUUUCUUUUAUUUAUUUCUUCACAAUCAGUUCAACACUAGCAAAUGAAGGGAGCUGUAUUCCUCAAGACUGGGUUUGUGACGGAGAGAAAGAUUGUGUAGAUGGGUUGGACGAACUGCAAUGUGAGCCAGGUUCCGGAAGUAGUUGUAAUGCUGACGAGUUCCGGUGUGGGAACGGAUAUUGUAUCCCGACCUCGUGGCAGUGUGACGGAGAGAUGGAUUGUCCCGACCAACUGGACGAAUGGCCGGAGCUAUGCAACAAGAGGAAGUGUAAGGAUACUGAGUUCCUGUGUCCUAGUACUGGAAUGUGUAUAUCUGGAUCCUGGGUAUGUGACGGGAAACCAGAUUGUGAGGACGGGAUGGAUGAGAGGAAUUGCAAUAUUAGUUGUGGUCUGGGAGAGUUUAAGUGUGGUGACUCUGAGUGUAUCCAGUCUAACUGGUUGUGUGAUGGUUCUCCGGACUGCAGGAACGGAGAGGACGAGAUGAACUGUACCGUGGUGGAGUGCAGUGAUGACUCAUUCACCUGUAAGGACGGAUCUUGUGUUUCUCUCCGCUGGAGAUGUGAUGGACAGCAGGACUGCCAGGACGCUUCAGACGAGCAGGAUUGUUCCUCUGUUCCUUCUCUGUCUGGUUUAUGUAAACAUGACGAGUAUCAGUGUAGGAGUAGGAACCAGUGUAUUCAUCAACACUGGAAAUGUGACGGAGAUUCAGAUUGUUUGGACGAAUCUGACGAAUCUGAAGAUAUUUGUGGAGUUAAGUCUGUCUGCAGAGAUGAUCAGUUCCGGUGCAAGAACGGAGAAUGUAUCCCUCUCCAGUUCCUAUGUUCAGGACGCCCUGAAUGCUUGGAUGGGUCGGAUGAGUUGACAUGUGAAUCAAGGCCGAGGCCGAGAUGUGACCUCCAGACUGAGUUUGAUUGUGGGAACGGUCAACCCUGUCUCCCCCGGGAUCGUGUAUGUGACACGAUCAACGAUUGCGGGAACUACGAGGAUGAACCCCGGGAUGGAUGUGGACAGGACGGGAAGUGUGGAGUAGAGAACGGAGGGUGUGAUCAGGUGUGCACGGAUACUCCUCAAGGACAUUUCUGUUCUUGUUUUCAUGGGUUCAAACUUGUAAACAAUACUUGUACAGAUAUUGAUGAAUGUUCAAUCCCUGGCUCCUGCUCCCAGCAAUGUUUAAACCAUGAAGGAGGAUUCUCCUGCUCCUGUAUCCAGGGAUACGUCCAGGAUACAACAGAUGAAACCAAGUGUAAGGUUGAGAAGGGAAAACUUGGAAUUAUAUUCGCUCACAAGAAGGAUAUUCGUCUAACUGAUCUCCGACGCCAGGAGACCGUGUCUAUUGUCGAGGAUACGAGGUCAGCUGUUGGGAUAGAUUUCCAUCACGAGGCUGGACAGAUCUUCUGGACAGAUAGUAUCGAUAGAAGGAUAUACAGAGCUAGAGUAAAUGAUAACUUCAAGUCUAGACGAACUGUAGUGAACAGUAGUGCUGAUGAGGGUUUAGCAGUAGACUGGAUACAUGAUAACCUGUACUGGGUCAGACGGGAGAAGGAUGCAAAGUUUAUAGCAUUAACAGACUUUAACGGGGAAUCUUCUCUGGAUAUAGUUACAAGUGGGUUGGAUGAACCUAGAUCUUUAUCCCUGCACCCGGAGAAGGGUUGGAUCUUCUGGUCUGACUGGGGUAAGGAGCCGAAGAUAGAGAUGUGUGGUAUGGACGGAACUAAUCGUAAAGUUCUUGUAACUAAGGAUAUCCUGUGGCCCAACGGUAUAACCCUAGAUCUGGUUCAUGAAACUGUAUAUUGGGUGGACGCUAAACUCCAUACUAUCAACAGUGUAGGAAUAUUCUCCGGGUUGGUUCGCCAGGUUCUCCGCUCUCCAGCUCAUCUUCACCAUCCUUACAGUUUAUCCGUGUUCGAGGAUACAGUUUACUGGACGGACUGGGGGCUAAACUCAAGUUCUAUUUAUAAAGCAGACAAGUUUACAGGAGAUAAUCUUCUACAAUUCAAAACUACAUAUAUGGUUGAACACCCGAUGAGUUUGAAGGUUUACCACAGCUACACCCAGCCCAGAGGAGAGAAUGCCUGCAGGUUGAGGAUGGAUCGGUGUUCUCAUAUCUGUGUUCCCACUCCUAGAUAUCCUCAUAAACCUGGUUUAACCAGGAGGGAGACAACUAGAGGGUUUACAGACUCCAAGAACUCUGUAUGCCUGUGUCCGACCGGGAUGGUUUUAGGAGAAAACGGAGUUUCAUGUAUUCACAAGAAACCUGGAGGACAUGUAAAUUCUGGAGGAGAAAUAUCUGAGGAGAUGUAUUCUAGUUACACUCCUUGGUUUAAUAAUAAAAUUCUCUUCUACUCUCUUGUUAUCGGUAUCACAGCCUUCCUCAGCGCUAUCCUCAGCUUGGUCUUCUACAUCUGCUAUAAGAAGCUAAGGAAGGGUUCAGGUUGGAGUGAAACAAGUUCGGAGAAAUCUGCAGCUCCGUCCCGUUCUCUCUACCAUCCUCCAGUUCGUAGUUCUAUGGGGAAGUUUCAUGAAUCCGAGUCAAUGGUUCCUUUACGACAAUCUCCUGCAUCAGAUAGUACUCCGGACUCACCAGAGCUUGACCACCUAGAGACAGUCUAGACCUAUACUAGUUCUUCUCACGAGCUGGAGAAAAGCCUGAACAACCAGUGCUCCAGACCACCUUUAGAUGUUGUAAACCUUAACUUACAACCAGCCAGUACUCUUGACCACCUGGAGAUAGCUUGAACCUCUCCUGUCCAUCAGUAGAAAGUUUUCACAUACAGAGAAAGCUCUCCGAAAACCUGAAGAUGAUGUGAAACCUUCAGUGUCUGUUCUUCUGACAUCCCGGAAAAUCUGGAGGUUCAGUUUUCCUGAUUGGUCAUAGACACGUCUCCGGACUAUUAGUAGACCAAGUAAACUGUUCAAUGAAACACCAACUGGAUUUGUAUCUACGGUUUUCUAGUUAUCAAAUUCUUCUCUAAUUAUAUUACGAGAAAUCAUCUUCCACUCAAGAGUAUUCAUACAGUUAUAUAAUUGCUUAAAGCCUAGUUUUAUAAAUUAGAAUCUACCUACAGGAGCUAACUCAUGCGCCAACAAUCAGUCUAUGUUAUGUAUUUAAAACCUCGCCAUUUUAACCGUUGCUCAAAAUCAAUUGUACAUUUCACGCUAAUUAUCAAUAUUUUGAUUUUAAUCAGGCAUAUUCUUUAGGUAAUAGCUCUUCCUACUUAUUCAUCUAUUAUUUAGUCAACUUAUUUAAUUAGGAUAAUUGUGUGAUUAUGUGAUAAUUUAAACAAUAUUCUCUCCCUGUGUUUCCAGGCGCCAUGAAAGAUUUGUUGAUGAAUUAAACAUAUUUUAUGAUAAUUAUUUUACCCCUGGUUACCGACAUAAUUUAAUCCUUAUAUUUGUGAAAAUAUAAAUUUUAAUUGGAAUAAUUUCCAACUAACGACCCCAUUAACUGUUUUCAAAACUGAAUUGUAUAUGAACAUGAGGUGUACACUGUUGCACUGUAAACCCCAUUCAUGAUCUGACCACGUGACCAGGCUGUGAUCUGUAAUUGUGAUUAUUUAUCCUAUUAUUGUAAAUGUACCGAGUUUAGACCUAUAUGUAGAGAUCUCAUUUUACCAAAUAAUAUAAAUGUAAAUAUA